AUGCACCCUACUUCCCUUAUAAUAACUUCGAGCCUGAUCCUUAUCUUCACACUCCUAGCCUACCCCCUACUAACAACACUUUCGCCCAGCCCCCGAACCCUCGACUGAUCUGUUUCCCAAGUUAAAACAGCAGUGAAACUAGCAUUUUUUGUUAGCCUACUCCCCCUUUUCUUGUACCUAAACGAAGGACUAGAGACCAUCGUCACAAGCUGAAACUGAAUAAACACCCUCACAUUCGACGUUAAUAUCAGCCUUAAAUUCGACCAUUAUUCAAUUGUCUUCACCCCCAUCGCCCUUUAUGUCACAUGGUCCAUCCUAGAGUUUGCAUCCUGAUACAUGCACGCGGAUCCAUACAUGAACCGCUUCUUUAAAUACCUCCUAACAUUCCUUAUCGCCAUGAUUAUUCUAGUUACAGCUAACAACAUAUUCCAACUCUUUAUUGGUUGAGAAGGAGUUGGGAUUAUAUCAUUCCUCCUUAUCGGCUGAUGGUACGGCCGAGCAGACGCUAACACCGCAGCCCUACAAGCCGUCCUUUACAACCGAGUUGGAGACAUCGGGCUAAUCUUUGCUAUGGCAUGAAUAGCAACAAACCUAAACUCCUGAGAAAUGCAACAAGUAUUCGCAGCUGCCAAAGACUUUGACCUAACCUUCCCCCUCCUCGGACUAAUCAUCGCCGCAACAGGAAAGUCGGCUCAAUUUGGCCUUCACCCGUGACUUCCCUCUGCAAUGGAGGGUCCUACACCGGUCUCUGCCCUACUGCACUCCAGCACAAUAGUCGUCGCAGGUAUCUUCCUCUUAGUCCGAAUGAGCCCCCUUAUAGAAAAUAACCCUACUGCCUUAACCACCUGCCUAUGCCUGGGUGCCCUUACGACCUUAUUUACAGCCACCUGCGCUCUUACCCAAAAUGACAUCAAAAAAAUUGUUGCAUUCUCUAACAUGAGUCAACUAGGCUUAAUAAUGGUAACUAUUGGCCUCAACCAACCACAACUGGCUUUCCUUCACAUUUGUACCCACGCCUUCUUUAAGGCCAUGCUGUUCUUAUGUUCUGGCUCAAUCAUCCACAGUUUAAACGACGAGCAAGACAUCCGAAAAAUAGGAGGCAUGCACCACCUGGCCCCCUUCACCUCCUCCUGCCUUACUAUCGGGAGCCUAGCCCUCACCGGAACCCCCUUCCUAGCAGGAUUUUUCUCCAAAGAUGCUAUCAUUGAAGCCCUCAACACCUCUUAUCUAAACGCCUGAGCCCUAGCCCUAACCCUCCUAGCAACCUCUUUCACAGCUAUCUACAGCAUGCGGGUUGUCUUUUUCGUAGUGAUAGGCCACCCUCGAUUUAACUCACUUUCCCCUAUUAACGAGAACAACCCCGCAGUAAUUAACCCCAUCAAGCGACUAGCAUGAGGCAGCAUCAUUGCCGGCCUCCUAAUUACUUCCAACCUACUUCCUUUAAAAACCCCAAUUAUAACCAUGCCACCCCUCCUAAAAUUAGCCGCCCUAACAGUUACAAUUAUUGGCGCACUAACUGCCCUUGAACUAGCAUCCCUAACGAACAAACAAUUUAAACCUACCCCAACACUCACCGCCCACCAUUUCUCAAAUAUGCUAGGCUUCUUCCCGUCAAUCAUCCACCGCUUUACCCCGAAACUAAACCUUCUCCUAGGACAAGCAAUUGCCAGCCAAAUGGUUGACCAAACCUGACUAGAGAAAGUGGGCCCUAAGGCCAUUACCACUGCCAACCUUCCCCUGGUCUCAACAGCCAGCAACGUCCAACGGGGUAUAAUCAAAACCUACCUCUCUCUCUUCCUACUUACCCUCGUGCUAAUAGUCCUAUUAGUUGUUCACUAA
This is a messenger RNA of Seriola dumerili (greater amberjack), 1839 nucleotides long. The record is from the annotation of a RefSeq genome assembly. Lineage: Eukaryota; Metazoa; Chordata; Actinopteri; Carangiformes; Carangidae.